AUGAAAAUUGUUGAGAAACUUAAGAAAUUUGCUACUGAACUUGGUGAAAAUGAUAAUAUUUUAACGCAUUUAUGUGACGGCCUCGAAAAGUUUCUCGGCUUCAACUCUGAGUCCAAAGGCUACACUGGCCAGGGGAUUGUGUACUCUGACCUGGAUAGGCUGUGUGACGGGGUGAUGGGAUUUUUGAGUGGCGUUCUCAGUAACAUCAAAGAGCAUUUAGGGCAGCAUAAAGAUACUUUGAAUGAUGCAAUUGAGAGUCUUAACACCAAUAAACACGCCGGUAAAAAAGGUUUUAAUGAUGCGAUUGCGGAGGUGGUCGACGGGGUGCGGAGGUAUAAUGAUGCUGUCAGAGACAGUAAUAAAAAGGUGAGUGAUGUAAUAACAAAAAUAAAUAAUUACGCAAGGAAACUCAAAAGUAACAUUGGAAAAUUAGAAUAUCAUGAACAUGUGGCCUCUAUUGAUAAGUAUGUUAAUGAGUGCAUUAGGUUGGCUGCAGCGUACUCCGAAGGUAUGGUAGCGGAGGAUGCGCAUAUAGGAGAUCUGCAAGAUAUCCUAGAAGAUGAGGUGCGUAGGGCUAAAAAUGUAAUUGAAUAUAAUGCUAAUAGGAUUCAAAAAAUUUGGAUGCAGCAGAAGAGUUUUAAAGAUUCCGUGAUUUCUUCUGUGGAGAAGCAGCUUGACGAUUCAAAAAAUACGAUUAAUUCAUCCUCUACUGAGAGCAUCACAAAGUUCGCCAAAGGCUUUGCAGAAAUCAUUGAAGCGUUCAAACAACGAAUUGCAGACAUCGAUAAGAUGUUGCUGGAAUAUGUAUCACAAGUUGGUCAAUGGAUUACUAAAGCGCAUGACGCUGUCUCUGUCGCAUUGGGUAGAGUUAACGAGAUCACUCAUGUGAUUAGUGGUCCCAAAGCGCAAUAUAAGUUAGAACUUGUAAAUGCAGUGGCGGAAUUAAAACAUAAAAGCUUAGGGUUGUAUAACGCUUACAAGGCAUCAGCAGGAAAACUUCCGAAGUUGGCCAGUAUGGUUAAAGAUGCACUUGCAGAUUUAGAUGGAAAGGUGCAAAAAGAUUUGGCAGAAUUGCGACACGGGAUCGGCUCGGUGGUUUCACAGUAUGUUCAAAUGGCUCGUAAGCAUUUCGAGGUAAUCAAGGAGAAAACCCUUGGUGAGCAAGGUGACGGAAAUGGGGGUAUAAAUAAGUAUUGGGGACAACUCGAAGAUGGCAUUUGGAAUCUUAUUGAAGGAAUAUAUGCCAAAAACCCAGGAAAAUCAGGUUUAACCGCCAUAAUACAGGGCGUGGCUACAUAUGCGGAGAAGUUCACGAAACAAAAUUUUGGGAACGAUAUAUUAGAUGCCUGGAUUGCAAGCCUUUACUUGAGAAUGAAACCAUCUACUGGAGACUAA
Molecule: messenger RNA, 1395 nt
Organism: Babesia bigemina
Lineage: Eukaryota; Apicomplexa; Aconoidasida; Piroplasmida; Babesiidae
Exons: 1
Coding region: 1-1395 (464 amino acids)
Source: RefSeq, a predicted model, not a curated record